GCCGUCGGACGGCCUCGAGGUUGGCCAUGUUGCCCAAACGGCAAGGUGACACGUCUUCCUUUUCUCCCGCAGCCACGACCAUGCCGACGUCCCGGACCGCUGCCACGGUGUGGAGAUGGACGCGGUGACGGUGAGCGAGGAGGGGAUGCCUUUCUUCUUCAAGGGCCGCUACCUGUUCAAGGGCUUCCACGGCAAGGCGGAGCUCCUCAAGGGCUCCUUCCCCGAACUGGACGACGCCGAGCAUCCCCUGGGGCACCUGGACGCCGCUUUCCGCAUGCACUACGACAACGCCAGCGACCACGACCACCUCUACUUCUUCGUGGGCGACAAGGUGUACGCCUACUACAAGCACAAGUUGGAGGAGGGCUUCCCCAAGCCCAUCUCGGAGGUCUUCCCGGGCAUCCCGGACCACCUGGACGCCGCCGUGGUGUGCCCCGAGCCGGACUGCGAGGAGAACGAAGUCAUCUUCUUCAAGGAACACGAGAUCUACCACUUCCACGUGGGCAACCGGGCGGUGGAGCACCGAGAGUUCAAGACCAUGGCCAACUGCACCUCGGCCUUCCGCUACAUGGAGCACUACUACUGCUUCCACGGACACCAGUUCUCCAAGUUCGAUCCCAAGACCGGAGAGGUGCACGGCCGCUACCCCAAGGAGGCCCGCGACUUCUUCAUGCGCUGCUCCAACUACAGCGAGGAAAGCGACAUGGUGGAGCGAGAGAGAUGCAGCCACGUUCACCUGGACGCCAUCACCUCCGACGACGUGGGCAACUUGUACGCCUUCAGAGGUCAUCACUUCCUGCAGAGGGACGGCAACAACGACACGGUGAAGGCCGACACCAUCGAGGCGUCCUUCAAAGAGCUUCACAGCGAGGUGGACGCCGUCUUCUCCUACGAGAACCACCUCUACAUGAUGAAGGACAACGACCUGUACGUGUACAUGGUCAGCGAGCCUCACACCUUGCUGGAAGGCUACCCCAAAACGGUCAAGGAGGUUCUGGGUCUGGAGGGUCCCAUUGACGCCGCCUUCGUCUGCCAGGACGAGCACGUCGCUCACGUCAUCAAAGGCGAUCACAUCUACGACGUGGACCUGAAGAAAUCCCCUCACGAGGCCACCAACGAGCGGCCCUUGUCGGUGCUCAAAAAGGUGGACGCCGCCAUGUGCGACCCUCACGGCGUGCGCGUGAUCGUCGGAAAUCACUUCUACCACUUCAACUCCCUGGCGCUCUUUGUGGCCGGCCGCGACGUCCCGGAGCAGCACCGGGUGUCCAUGGACCUGUUCGGCUGCGACCACUGAGGGGUCGAUCGUGUCUGAUGAACUCAGAGGGAGUCGCCCCACCCCAAACCCCCACCCCAAAUCCCCAACAAACACAAGACCGAUGUGGGAUUUUGUCCUAUGCUGUCGUCAAUAAAUAAGAGCAGAAGCACGCCGC
Messenger RNA from Hippocampus zosterae (dwarf seahorse), 1430 nucleotides. RefSeq names its product hemopexin a (gene hpxa). The coding region runs from base 116 to 1294 and encodes 392 amino acids. The record is from RefSeq and is a predicted model, not a curated record. The transcript is spliced from 8 exons. Lineage: Eukaryota; Metazoa; Chordata; Actinopteri; Syngnathiformes; Syngnathidae.